This is a messenger RNA of Venustampulla echinocandica, 1686 nucleotides long. RefSeq lists its product as uncharacterized. NCBI's taxonomy places the organism in Eukaryota, Fungi, Ascomycota, Leotiomycetes, Helotiales, Pleuroascaceae. The coding region runs from base 1 to 1686 and encodes 561 amino acids. The record is from RefSeq and is a predicted model, not a curated record. The transcript has 5 exons.
AUGGCUCUUUCCGACCUGUCUACUACGAGCUAUGGCCGAAGACUUAUUGUUUCGUUGAUUGAUACCUAUGCAGAAGAAACUCCGCAAAGAAUAUGGGCUUCCGUGCCGCGAAAUGAGUCCGAUCUCACUGAGGGAUUCGUCGACAUCACCUUCAGAGAGUUCGCAAACGCUAUCAACAAUGCCGCUUGGUGGCUAGAUAGCAUUCUCGAUUCUGGCCGCGGGGAUUUUGAAACAUUUGCUUAUGCUGGGCCAAAGGACAUACGAUAUCCUGUUCUUGCUGUAGCAGCUGUCAAAGUUGGUAGAAAGAUAUUACUACCGUCGCCUUUUGCAACUCCAGAAGCUCAAGAACAUGUACUUAAGGUCACGGAUUGCAAGGCCUACCUACGUCCUACUUCAAUGGCUACACUUGUCCAGAGUAUUGUCAGAGAAGGAUCAAACAUGAAAAUCGUAACUGUGCCGGAAUUGCAAGAGUGGAUGCAACCAAAAUCGCAACUAUACCCUUACAACAAAACCUGGGAAGAGGCUAUGCUAGAUCCAUGGAUCGUUUUCCACACUUCUGGGACAACUGGCUUGCCUCGACCGAUCACUUAUACCAACUUAAUGAUGACGUCUCUCGAUAUUGCUCAAACGAUGCCAGACGCAAAUGAGGAGACUACAAACACCCAUUUCAGUAAUGAUCGCUGGUAUACGCCAAUGCCUACCCUUCACUUCAUCGGAAUGACUGUAACUCUACAAAUGACAGUCUUCCUAGGAACUAUCGUAGUAUUCGGUCCAUCGACCGGCCCGGCUACUACCCAGACAGUAGACCUGAUUUUCCAACAUGGUAAUGUUGCAGGAGCUAUGUUACCACCAUCGCUCCUUGAAGAUCUCUGCAAAGACCAAGAUAUGCUAGGUCGUGUGCGGAAGCUGAAAUAUGUGCAUUUCGCAGGCGCGCCACUUAAUAAAGUAGCCGGUGAUAAGAUCUCAAAGUAUGUUAAUCUAAUGCCUGCAAUUGGAAGUACAGAAGCCGGUCCAUACUUUCCACGCGUUCGCAAUGAUACAGAUUGGGAAUACUACAGUUUCCGGCCUAGUAUGGGAGUAGUAUUUGAACAACAGACCAAGGAAUUAUACGAGCUUGUAAUUCAUCGCAACAAACUAUACGAACGUUGGCAACAAGUCUUUUACGUUUACCCUGAGCUUGACCGUUUCCCUACCAAAGACCUGUGGAAUAGGCAUCCUGUUGAGCCUGACUUGUGGGCAUAUGCGGGGCGUACUGAUGAUCUCGUCAUUCUUUCCCACGGGGAAGACCUUUACGCGUCAAAAAUGGAGGCCGAAAUCACAAUGGAUCCAAUGAUUCGCGCUACGCUGCUCGGCGGCGAAGGUCGUCCGAAGCCUUUCGUAAUCAUUGAACUCAUCGAGGACGCUGAAUUUCCAGCAACGGAAGUGGCCAAACAGGCUUUGAUCGAAAGCCUGUGGAGUGCGGUGGAAAGGGCUAAUCGCCUGUGUUCUGAGUAUGUAAAGAUCGAGAAAUCUCUCGUUCUCAUAGUUAAUCCUCAGAAGCCGCUCGCGAGGACGGCAAAGUCGAAUGUGGCUAGAAGGGAGAGCCUUGCGCUAUACAAAGUGGAAAUCGACGCCUUCUUUCUAGGUGUUGUUAAUGCUCAGGUGAAAAAGGCUCGAGAUUAUAAAUUCAGCUUACAGGAUAAAUGA